Vombatus ursinus (common wombat) is the source of this 1894-nucleotide messenger RNA. RefSeq names its product chromosome unknown C5orf22 homolog (gene CUNH5orf22). The record is from RefSeq and is a predicted model, not a curated record. The transcript has 9 exons. Bases 157 to 1512 code for a protein of 451 amino acids. NCBI's taxonomy places the organism in Eukaryota, Metazoa, Chordata, Mammalia, Diprotodontia, Vombatidae.
UUCCGCUUCUUCCUUACUGUCUGUGUGUUUUCGUGCGUUUUGGUCCUGUAGAUUUCUCCCCGUAGCUCUUCUUUCUCGUCCUCCCAUGGAACGUUCGCAAGCCUGAGGUUCCAUCUCGGAACUCUGGAGACCUUGAAGUUCUGAGCGCGGACAAACAUGACUCAGUGCCCCGGCGAGCGGCCCCCGCUCAGGCUCUAUCCGAAGUUACCCGUGUGGGUGGUGGAGGAUCACCAGGAGGUCUUGCCUUUCAUAUACCGAGCUAUUGGCUCGAAACAUCUUCCUGCCAGUAACAUAACCUUUGUUCAUUUUGAUUCACAUCCUGACCUCCUUAUUCCUGUGAAUAUGCCAGCAGAUACUGUGUUUGACAAGGAAACUCUCUUCGGGGAAUUGAGUAUUGAGAACUGGAUUAUGCCUGUAGUUUAUGCAGGUCAUUUUUCUCAUGUAAUAUGGCUCCAUCCAUCAUGGGCUCAGCAAAUCAAGGAGGGCAAACAUUGUUUUUUAGUGGGCAAAGACACCUCCACUACAACCAUCAGGGUUACAAGUACAGAUCAUUACUUCUUAAGUGAUGGUCUUUACGUUUCUGAAGAUCAGCUGGAGAACCCAAAGCCUUUAGAGUUGGAUGUAAUUCUGGUAAAUCCUUCCCAGCUGGUCAGCAGUCAAGAGGAAAGUGGAGCAGUGCCUUCUGCUAAGAGGCUGAAGUUAGCUUCAGAAGGGUCACAAAGCACUGCACUGACGAACUCUUCCUCUUCAGAAGGACUUUGUCCAGAUCAAAAAGCAGAAGAAAUGGAAAAGGAUACAGGAUCACAAUUGGCUCCCCAAACUUGCGUAGCACCAGCAAUUUCAAGCUAUUCUGAAACUCAGGACUGCCAAACUAGAACCAGUGCUAGGGAGAUUCUCCAGAUUCUAAAGAAAGGAGAUGCCUUUGUUUUAGAUGUUGACUUAGAUUUUUUUUCAGUCAAGAAUCCCUUCAAAGAAAUGUUCUCUCAGGAAGAAUACAAGCUCUUAAAAGAACUAUACAGUUUUAAAAAGCCAGAUACAGAGCUGACAGAGGAGGGCUUGGUAGACUGUGUGGAAAGUCGGGUUCAUCAGCUGGAAGAUUUAGAAGCUGCAUUUGCAGACUUGUGUGAUGGUGACGAUGAAGAAACGGUACAGAGAUGGGCUUCAAAUCCUGGAAUGGGGUCCUUAAUUGCACUUGUUCAGAGUUUGAAAAACCGGACAGAAACACCAGACUAUGAGAUGGUGCAUCAGGCUGGUCUGACCUGUGAUUAUUCUGAACUUCCUCACCAUAUCAGCACAGAACAAGAAAUUGAGUGUCUUGUACAGUCUCUAAAAUAUUUACUUAAAAACUUGCCAAAGCCUACUCUUGUGACCAUUGCCCGGUCAAGUUUGGAUGACUACUGUCCUUCUGAGCAAGUUGAUACUAUUCAAGAAAAGGUCCUUAAUGUGCUUCAUACUUUGUAUGGAAGUCUAGACAUUCACUUGGAGUAUUCAGCCAGUUCACCUCCUGCUUGAAAGGAAAAAAGAUUCCUAUUCCAUCUAAAAAAAUGUAUUAGCAAUAUCUCCUUAACUCUCCCAUGCAGCUUCUUAAAAUGAAUAUUUUGGUUGCUUUAAAAUUUUAAUUGGAGUUGUUUCUAAUGAUCUAAUCUUCAGUCUCCCGUCUGUCUAGGUUAUUGAAUAUCAAAUAUGACAGUUUAUGGAAUUACUGUUUCACCAUAUCUUUUUGUCUAUCCUUUCUCUGUCCUCCAUGUCCCUUCCCAACCCAAUUCUGUUUUUCAGCCUUGUAAGCUAAAGUACAAUGGACCCUGCUUACAGGAUUAAGUGCUAGAAGGGACCUUAGAAGUCAUGUAAUUCAACCCCCUCCUUUUAAAGAUGAGGUAACUGACUAGAGAGCUAG